Setaria italica (foxtail millet) is the source of this 2069-nucleotide messenger RNA. RefSeq names its product nuclear transcription factor Y subunit A-7. NCBI's taxonomy places the organism in Eukaryota, Viridiplantae, Streptophyta, Magnoliopsida, Poales, Poaceae. Gene Ontology annotation, molecular function: RNA polymerase II cis-regulatory region sequence-specific DNA binding; DNA-binding transcription factor activity, RNA polymerase II-specific. Gene Ontology annotation, cellular component: CCAAT-binding factor complex. The coding region runs from base 1076 to 1777 and encodes 233 amino acids. Gene Ontology annotation, biological process: regulation of transcription by RNA polymerase II. The transcript has 6 exons. The record is from RefSeq and is a predicted model, not a curated record.
CUCGCUGACUUGCCGUCUCCAGCCUCUCUGAUCUGUGGCCUAUUACUUCCCUGCGGUGUGAGCGGAGCUCUGCUUCUGCUCCCAGGCGAGCUGGUUUUCGGACCGUUUCUUGGUGAUUCUGCCUGAUUUGGGGUGGAUCUGACUGGUUUAUUCGUUGCUGGGUUGUUUUUUUGAGUUCAUACGGCGCUGAGAUUUGCGGGUGCAUUUCUGGUCGGAGGUGAGGUGGUGGCUGCAGUGUGUGACCUACUGCACUGUGCCAAAGCCUUCUUCAAUUUGCUAGAGCAAAACAUAUGUCGGAUACCUGUUGGUUAAUUGAUUGUUUUAUUGCCUCGUUACGUUCAUGUCUGAACAAUCCUUGUGAAUCCACAAGGGUCAGCUGUGCCUGGUUGGUUUAUUGUUAGGGGAAAGGAGCUGAUUUGGACAGUGAGCUCGCAACACUGCAGCUCUGUUGGAUUUAAGUAAAUUCAUGUAGCAGAGAUUUGCAUGCAAGUUAGUUUGUUCACGAUUUGUUUCAAGAAAACAAUUCGUCUUACAUAUAACUAUUGUAUAGAAUUUUAUGCAAACUGGAGGUGGGAAGAACUAUUGACCAUAAUAUGCAGCGCUAGUUCACUAGUGGGCCUAUAGGUAAAACUAAAGUAAUCACGAUUAACUUGUCUCAGGCUCUCAACAUAUAGUUUGAUUGCUCAAAAAUUUAUUGCGGUUGUGAAGAGAUGCAGAUGUGGUUGCAUGAAGGAUCAGAAUUUCGGAGGGAGCUACCGAGUUGAUGCAUGGCACUGAUGCAAAAUAUUUCUAGCUACCUUACUAUCUUAGAUGUGCAUGGCUAGGUUACACAUCUCAGAUAAUCAGUUUGUGUGGAUUUAAGGGGCUAAUAGCUGCACAAUGGCUAACUUAGUUUCCUUUUUCUUGAAUAUGGUGGAAGGUCGAUUACUCGAUUCUAUUAUGUUUUCAUGUAAGGUCGUUCCAUAUUAGGGAGACUGCAUUGGUUUGAAAUCUCAUAUUACUUUUUCUUGGGACUGACCCGUGUUUAUAUUUGGACAGUAUGAACUGAAAAACAAGAAUUGAGAAUUUCCAUGAGAUGAGACAAAAUGGCACGAUAAUGAUUCAAUUUGGUCAUCAAAUGCCUGAUUACGACUCCCCAGCUACCCAAUCAACUAGCGAGAGUCAUCAAGAAGUGUCUGGAAUGAGCGAAGGAAGCCUUAACGAGCAUAAUGAUCAAUCAGGUAAUCAUGAUGGUUACUCGAAGAGUGAUGAAAAUAAGAUGAUGUCAGCUUUAUCUCUUGGCAAUCCAGAAACAGCUUAUGCAUAUCCAAAACCUGACCGUACUCAGUCCUUUGCUAUAUCAUACCCAUAUGCCGAUCCAUACUAUGGUGGUGCAGUGGCAGCUUAUGGGCCACAUGCUAUUCAGAUGCACCCUCAGCUUGUGGGCAUGGUGCCGUCCUCUCGUGUGCCAUUACCAAUCGAACCAGCUGCUGAAGAGCCCAUUUAUGUAAACGCAAAGCAAUACCAUGCAAUUCUCCGAAGGAGACAGCUCCGUGCAAAACUAGAGGCUGAAAACAAGCUGGUGAAAAGUCGCAAGCCAUACCUUCACGAGUCUCGGCACCAGCAUGCCAUGAAGAGGGCUCGUGGAACAGGCGGGCGGUUCCUGAACACAAAGCAGCAGGCAGAGGGCCCCGGCGGCGGCAGCUCGGACGCGCAGCGCAACGGCGGCCUGUUCACGAAGCACGAGCACAGCCUUCCGCCCGGCGAUCGCCACUAUCACCCGAGAGGGGGUGCUUGAUGAACCCCCCACUGGCAACUCAUCCUUGGCUUAUCAGCGAUUUCGACUCGGCUCUCGUCUUCUCUCGACUGAAAACUUGGGGGUUCCCGCAACUGUAACUAGGUGUGUCCGAAUUGGCGGUCGCUCUGUUCUAGUAUUACCUGGCAUGCUUGAGUCUUUGGGGGUCUGGACUCCGUGGAGAGCGGAGAUGAUGCAGGCGCGGCGCGAAUGCCAGCCAGUCCGAUGGUGAAACUGAACUUGUGUGACUUGUUCUAGGAUCGUGACUGCUCUAAUAAUUGAUGACCAUUCUGUA